GGCAGCGAUGGCGUCGAAGACCGAGACGCUGGGGCAGACUAAGCAGCGCCACAAGCUGGAACUGCGCAAUCUGCAGAACGACGUCAAGGCAUUCCAGAAGAAGGCCAAGAAGGACCGACUGAGCAAGAAGGACAUCGAGACGCAGGUCGCAGCAAUGGAGAGCGCACUCAAAGAGCGUCACAAGCAGGAGCUCAAGGCUUUCGAGACGGAGACGGACGACCAGGACGCCGCCGACAGCUCCCCUGCCCCCGCUGAGGCUGAGGCCGAGACGGAGACCGCAGUGCCGUCCAAGCAGGCCAAGGCGCAGCGCAAGCGCGAGGCCAAGAAGCAGCAGGAGCGCGAGCGCCGCGAGCGCAUCGAAGAAGCCAACAAGAACACGGUGAGCGAGCGCCAGAUCGAGGCCGACGUGAUCGCGGCCCAGCUGGCCAGACACGGACUCCAGAUCAAGGACAUCCCGUCCGACGGCCACUGUAUGUACCACGCGGUGGCGGACCAGAUGAAGCAGAAGAACCUGCCGAUCGGAGACGUCGUGGCGGGCUUCCAGUACCUGCGGAAGCUCACGAGCGACUACAUGCUCGCACACGAGGACGACUUCCUGCCCUUCAUGGCGCUAGACGAGGCGGCUGCCAGUCCGGAAGAGGCGUUUGCGACCUACUGUGACAGAGUGGCGAAUACGGCGGACUGGGGCGGACAACUUGAGCUUCGAGCGCUCGCCUGCGCGCUGCGGACCCCCAUCGAGGUUUUCUCGGCGGAAGGCGACGUGCUCGUGAUGGGAGGAGAGUUCUUGAAUGAGGACGAUGGAAAUGCGACCAAGCUGCAGCUGACGUACCACCUGCACUACUACACGCUCGGCGAGCACUUCAACUCGGUCACGCCCAUGUAG
Molecule: messenger RNA, 883 nt
Organism: Phytophthora sojae
Lineage: Eukaryota; Oomycota; Peronosporomycetes; Peronosporales; Peronosporaceae
Product: OTU ovarian tumor-like cysteine protease
Exons: 2
Coding region: 8-883 (291 amino acids)
Biological process (GO): protein deubiquitination
Molecular function (GO): cysteine-type deubiquitinase activity
Source: RefSeq, a predicted model, not a curated record